Sebastes umbrosus (honeycomb rockfish) is the source of this 1369-nucleotide messenger RNA. RefSeq names its product family with sequence similarity 131 member C (gene fam131c). Bases 184 to 972 code for a protein of 262 amino acids. The transcript is spliced from 6 exons. The record is from RefSeq and is a predicted model, not a curated record. NCBI's taxonomy places the organism in Eukaryota, Metazoa, Chordata, Actinopteri, Perciformes, Sebastidae.
AGUCAGCCAAUGCAUCAGACUGCAGCUUGUCUGGCAUCCGCUCUUACUUUUCCCCUGCCUCAGAUCCUCACUUCUCUCUGCUGACUGAUACCUCGUCUUUCUCCCCUAUCUUCCUCCCUCUCACCCGCACCUCAUCCUUAAGCCACCAUGGCGAGCAGAUAACCGCCCGGCCGUCCUGACACCAUGGGUGCCUGCCUCUGCAAAGGUCACAAAGAGCUCCAUUAUCCCAUGACUGCACUGCAAGACCCGACUGAGGGGGGCCAGCCGUCCUCUGUCAAGGAUGGCCAGAAUCCGUCCAACGGCAGCGUGGCAGAUAAAACCAACGGCUAUGAUAUUGGCGAGCUGGCCACCUCCUCUUUAAUGGGUCUGGUGGCCACGAUAAAGGAGCAUAUCACCAAGCCGACGGCGAUGGCCCAGGGGCGAGUUGCUCACCUGAUUGAGUGGAAGGGAUGGGGCGGAGGCGGCGAGGCCGGGGCAGGUGGGGGCGGAUGGAGCGGGACCCGGGGUAAAGGUGGCGGCGGCUGGGGGGGGUUGGAGGCCGAGCUGCACGACGAUGAACAAUUCUACUCCCAAAUGACGGACGAGAUCAAGGAAGCUCGCUUCGCUGCAGGAGUAGCAGAGCAGUUUGCCCUGGCUGAGGCCUCCAUGAAUGUGUGGCCCAUGAACGACAGCUUAGAGCAGCCCUGCACCAGUUUACAAGCAGCACAAAACCACUUCUUGUCCCAGUUCCUGCUGGACGGUGGGAGUGUCAGUGUUCCUCAGCACCUGUACAGCAUCCACGCCCAGACUUAUGGCGACAACAGGGUGGUCAACCUGGUCCUUCCACCAAUGGUCGACUCCAUUUCCCCGACGUCCAUCACCCAGCAGGUCAGAGAUCGUCCCCUCGAGGACAGAAGCACUGCGACUGCAGAGGCUGCUGUCCGACACGUAGACAGCAGCUCGCUAUCCGAGGAUGACGUUUUUUAUAACUAGGCUUAACACGAAAGCAAAAGCCAGCGAUCUUGAUGGCAAUCUCUAAAAUGAUCCUCACUGAGGGGACUUGAGUCUCAGCCACCAGCAGUGACUGGUACAAAACAUAAAAACUGACAUUUGUGAUGGUAUCUCAAGAGGCAAUUCCUCAAAUGGCUCGUCCGGUUUCAGCGCCUGGUCUUCAGAUACAAAUACUCCAAAUAGUAUUUUCUCUCCUGCUGAGGCUUAUACAUUUGUGAAUGUGCAUAGUUCCACUGUCACAUUUUAAUUUUUUAUUCAGUGUACAAUAAACACUUUCAUAUUAUAGGUAGAACUGAACUGUGAAGAGUUGGUUGUAAAUAUCUUGUUAUUAAAUAUGAAUUUUAAAGGUGCUCUAUUUCGAUAUCCAGAGCAUUAAUAU